CUAUACAAAUUCAACGACUCCGAAAGUAGAGGCAAAUGUAAGAAAAAAAAACUGCAAGUCACCAAGUGCAAGUAGUAUUAAAUUCAAAAACAAACCGCCUUGUUGUGUUUUCUUACUGUUAUCAGUUCACAAUAAGUCGUGUAGGAUAGGAAACAGUGCAUUCGAGUACAGCUACAGAUUUGUAAUUUCUAUUUGAGAGUAUUUGUUUUUGUGUUUUACUGCGUUUUUUCCUAUUCCAAAAUGGUGCAGCAACAUCUCGCUCUGCGUGGACUCCGCGCUUUCGCGUAUGCAACAGCGUUGCUGUUUGGUAAUGUCAAUGUGAUGUUUUUCCGGGUGGAUAAUUAUGGGGAUCACCUUCAUCACGCUGGGUUUCUUGUACGCGCAGCUCCUGCGUCGUCUGGAGGACUUCUCACUCGGCUUUUCGGAAAUGGAUCUCGUCGUCCCAGUCUUUUCAGCCGGCGUGGGGGCCACGACGUCAAUGCUCGUCAUUUUUCAGGAAGAGCAGCUACCACUGCUGCAAGAACUUCUAGUUCAGCAGGCGUCGUGGCUACACGGGGACCAGCGCCACUAGCCAACGACGGCACUGGAACUUCUACCGAAGCUGUUGGACGAGGACCAGCUGGAUCUUCUUCUACUCCUGCUCCUUCUCCACCACCGCAGCCGGGCCGGUCGGAGAGGAGGACCGCUUCUCCCGCCGGUGACCAAGACAUCGUUCUGGACUUUGAUCACCUCGCCCGACGAGCUAAGGAACAACAGGAAGAAGACCGCGUCAGCUCGUUUCGCCCACCGGAGCAGGGAAAAGAACAUGGACAAGGAGGUGUUCAUUAUGAUGCGGCAUCUGUAACCCCACAAGACAAACGCACACACCGGCUGGCUAUCCAUAGUGAUGAACAAAAUCCUGCCGUCACCUCCACCGGGUACCUCAGUUACCUGGAAACGCUCGGACACGUUCUUCUGCCCAGGGCCACCGCCUUUCUGCAACGGGAACUUGCGAAGUACGCCGGUUCUUGUACAGGAACUAGCGGGACGAGGACGAACAACUUGACGAGAAGCGAGCCGGUGUCUUGCGUGGAGCGGCUGCAAAUCCCGGGCCAGUGCAGCCAGGCUUGCGGAACUCUUUGCAGAGACGGUGACCGUCGCGACGAGCGUGGGCGGGCCACGAGCACCAGCUGCACGACUCGUGUGUGCCGGGAAUGUUGGGGAGACUACAUUGCAGACCGGACAGCCUUGCUAGCAUACGCGCUAAACAUAAGCGAAGCGCUGCGGGUUAGACUCGGAGGGCUGGAUGAGAUUUACGAAGGGAUUACAAAACCGGAUGAAAAAUAUAAGACUGUCAGACUCGAGAAGAAGUUGAACGAAAAGAAGACCACUGACCCACCUAGCGGAUCAACUUCGACAGCCUCCGCACCAAGAACCGAAAAAAGUCCCGUCGAAAUUUAUGGAAUCAUCAGGAUCGAAAGUAGCGCACCAGUUGAAAGAAUUUACUGUGCAUAAAAAAAUGCAAGGUCUGAAGUGCCUGUCUUGCAGGAAUGGCAAGUGAGGCUGAUUGUGAGCCUAAUAUUUCAGGUUCGCGAUGCAGCUGCUAAAGUGCUUAGCAUGACAGAAGCAGUCCUCCUCCUCUGCUCGUCCCAAAAACAGCAUAACAGAUUCGGUGUCAUUGCUGCCAAAAUUUGUCGUGCGCCACUUAGAUGAAACUGGCGUCCGACUGAUAUCCAUUGUUCCAUGCAUGGUAGAGUUUUAUUUCAACUUGGUCCAUUUCGCUUCUGACGCUUCCAUAGAAAGCAAAAGCUGCAGGAAAUAAUGCAAAACUUCCUGGUUACCCAGCAGCCGCGGAUCGAUUAUGUCAUGGCGCACAUCAUAUGGAUCUGUCAGGAUUGAAAUCGUCAAAGUUGAAAUGAUUUGCCAUGCAUAAAAUGCAAGGCAUGAAUUGCCUGUCUUGCCGGGUUGGCAAGUGAGGCAGAUUGUGAGCCUAUUUAGGGUUUGGGAUAGAGCUGCUAAAGCUGCAUGACAAAAGCAGUCUUCUGUGCCCAAACAGCAUGACAAAUUGGAUUCCGGUGCUCCGAAAAUUUGUCAUGCGCCGCUUGGAAAUUGGUCUUCCAACUGGUAUCCAUUUUAUGCAUGACAAAUCAUUUCAACUUUGUCGAUUUCAAACCUGACGCUUCCAUACAUCAUUCAGGCACUCUACAUUCUGAGCCUAGUGCCGUUGUAUCCAAUACAAAUCGAAUAUGCCUGGACCAUUUCUGGAAGUAGAAAUGAAGUGCCCCUAUCGUUAUGCAUCGUUUAGUCCUCACACAAAUCCAAUCACGUGGAAUUAUGCGAAUACACCAAGCUACAAAGCUGAGCUUUGUGUGGUCUUCCGGAAGUUGUAGAUGAACUUAGCAUGAUCACAGGUUCGCAUUUUUCGUCCACUUCUUCCACCAGGCCCAGACAUUUAAUUUGCAAUGCAUAUGUUGAAUGGCAGAAGACCAAGAACCUCUACGAGAUCUGCCAUAAUUCGUGCGGUCCGUCCGGUACCGACGCUGGAAGAGCAUAUGCACUAGAAAAGCAUCGUACUCGUAUUGCAAUAAAGCAGUACAAAUCUUUUUCUUAAGGUAAACCAGCAUUACAAAUUUUAUUUCUCAUGCUGAGGAAAUGCAUUUAUACGAGUGCGAUACUUUUGCAAUGCAUAGAGCAACAAGAAGAGCUGUUUCAAUCUCUCAACCGUCGGGCCGCGCCGGAAGGCCUUAGGCUCGCCUGGGAACUCUUCACGGAUUUGGACGAGAUUCCGUAUGCCGCUGCUUAUUUCUACGACCGGGACUACAGCACAAACAAUAGUUCUCCCCCCGGGCAGCUCUCUUCUGGCUCGCUUCGGGGGCCAAGCUUUCAGGCUCAUUUGCUGAAACAUCAGCAUAUCAAAAGCGCUGUUUUCGCCUCACGCGGUGCCGGUGUAGCUCCUGGGCAAGAAGAAGGAACAAGCCGGGCACGAAAAAUUGCCCAGCUGGUCAAUGCCAGGAAGGGCCGGUUGUUCACGCAAGAAUCGUUGGAGAAGGCGAUUGAAGACGGCGUGGCGGAGGUGGUGAGAAAGGUCAAGAACCUCUUGUAAAAAAAAGAAGUAGUGGUAAUACUGUAUUACCAUUACGAGACCUCCGAGAAGUAGGAGGACGGGUAGCAGUACGAAAGUAAGUAGUGGACUGUUGCUGUAUGAUAAUUUUUCUGCAGAAGAACGAAAGGCAAAUGAAAGCUAUGCAAAUGUAAAUGAAAGUGCAGUAGUGAAAGGGCAAAGAACGCGCGUCCCUGCCCUGUUGAACGAUAUCAUUGUAUGCCAUGCUCCUGGCAACCAGGCAGCAGCAUGAUCCGCUACAGGGCAGGAUGCGCGAUGUGAAGCUGCAGUCAGCUCUCAGCCCAAGCUGCAGUCAGCACUCCGCUGAAGCUGCUUCGUAUCCAAACACCGUUGUAAGAUCAAGCAGCGCGACGCUUGCAGCGAGAAACGCAUCGGUAUUGCCAUCUUCAGGAACAAGGAACAGAGAU
Molecule: messenger RNA, 3507 nt
Organism: Amoebophrya sp. A120
Lineage: Eukaryota; Dinophyceae; Syndiniales; Amoebophryaceae
Source: the annotation of a GenBank genome assembly